AUGGCUCUUCGUCGCCCAUUCACUCUCCCUCGGCAAGUGUUGCGACCGGCAACUCGCGCUUCCUUCAACUACUUUUACGAACAGAGACAGGGCCUUGCAACCGCAGUACCUCCGGUUACUCAAGAUGCGACCGGCUCCAAGGGCCCAACGGCCAUGGUCUUUCUCAACAUGGGCGGACCAUCGACAACUAGCGAGGUGGAAGACUUUCUGAGCAGGCUAUUCGCCGAUGGCGAUUUGAUCCCCCUGGGUCGACUACAGUCCUAUCUCGGACCAUUGAUUGCAAAGCGAAGAACACCCAAGAUUCAGAAGCAGUAUGCAGAGAUUGGCGGAGGGUCGCCGAUCAGAAAGUGGUCGGAAUACCAGUGUGAGGAGAUGUGCAAGCUGCUGGAUAAGAUCAGCCCAGAGACCGCCCCCCACAAGCCCUACGUUGCCUUCCGCUACGCUGCGCCGUUGACAGAGACGAUGUACGCGCAAUUGCUACAGGAUGGAUUCGGGAACGGAAAAGGUGGACGGGCGGUUGCCUUCUCGCAGUACCCGCAAUACUCUUGCUCGACUACGGGCAGCUCCUUGAAUGAGCUGUGGAAGUGGAGGAAUCGCCUGGAGGGACCACGGGCCAAUGGCGACGGGCAACCAGCUGGCGCCAUCCAGUGGAGCGUCAUUGACCGAUGGCCAACGCAUCCGGGUCUUGUUGAGGCGUUUGCGAAGAACAUCGAGGAUCAAUUAAAGACCUAUCCCGCGGACAAGCGAGACGGGGUGGUUCUGUUGUUCUCCGCCCACAGUCUGCCCAUGAGCGUGCUGUACUUCAACCUGGUGGCGGGGAUCCUGUCGGCGCUGGCCUGCCCCCGGUUGGGUCACCUCUCCGACCGCUACGGCCGGACGAGGCUGAUCGGGCUGAGCGCGCUGGCGACGGUGGUCGCGGAGGCGAUCACCAUCUUCGUGGCCGCGCAGCCGGACCUGGUCUCGGUGAACGUGCUGCUGGUGUCGGCCUUUGUGGACGGGCUGGGCGGCUCCUUCACGACGAUCAUGGCGCUGACCGCCUCCUACGCCUCGGACUGCACCGUCCCCGCCAAGCGCAGCGUCGCCUUCGGGUACCUGUACGGGGCGCUCUUCUCCGGCCUGGCCGCGGGCCCGUUGCUGGCGGCCAUCCUCAUCAAGCGCACCGGCCAGGUGCUCGACGUCUUCACCUCCUCGCUGGGACUGCACCUCCUCUUCCUCGUCACCAUCGUCGCUGUCGUCCCGGAAUCGCUCUCCCCGGCGCGCCAGGCAACCUACCGCGACCGCCACCGCAAACACCAGCACGACCAGCCGCCCGCGACCAUCUGGGCGACCCUCAACCCCAAACACCUCCUCACCCCACUCGCCGUCCUCUUCCCCCCGGUCGGGCGGCCCAGCGCCCUCUUCCCCAACCCGGGGGGCGCGACCCCGGCCCUCCGCCGCAACAUCAUCCUCCUGACAGCCCUCGACACGCUAGCCUUCGGCGUCGCCCUCGGCACCGCCCAGGUCAUCAUCAUGUACGCCGAGUACAACUUCGGCUGGGGCAACGUGGAGUCGAGCCUCUUCAUCUCCACCGUCAGCGUCAUCCGCGUCCUCAACCUCUUCGUCCUCUACCCGCUCAUCACCACCUUCUUCCUCGCAUCCCCCGAAGGCCCCCAUCCCCACACUCCCGACCGAAAGAUCCCCGGCUCCACCCCCGGCGAACUCACCCUCAUCCGCCUCUCCAUCCUCCUCGACACCCUCGGCAACAUCGGCUACGCCCUCGCCCCCAACGGCGCCUGCAUGACCCUCUCCGGCAUCACCAUGGCGCUGGGCGGCAUGGGCGUGCCCCUGUUACAGUCCUCGCUCACGAAACACGUGCCCCGCGCGGGUCUGGGCCAGAUCCUUGGGGCGAAAGGGUUGCUGCACGCCUUGGCCCGCAUCUUCGCGCCUACCGUGUGUAGUUUGAUCUACAGUGUGACGGUGGGGAGAUUUACCCCGGCGAUUUUUGUGUGUUUGGCGGUGGUUUUUGGGGGCGCCUUUGUGGGAAGUUGGGGGAUGAGGGCUUUUGUUGGUCUAGAUGAUUCUUCUCUACGGAGUCCCUCAUCUGCACAGUACACCGAAGAAGGAGGAGACGGAGGAGAACACGACACAAACACAAGCUCAACAGCACGCGGCGAGGAGGUCCGGCUAGCGGAUGAGCCGGUCCUGCCUUGA
Molecule: messenger RNA, 2190 nt
Organism: Aspergillus saccharolyticus JOP 1030-1
Lineage: Eukaryota; Fungi; Ascomycota; Eurotiomycetes; Eurotiales; Aspergillaceae
Product: ferrochelatase
Exons: 4
Coding region: 1-2190 (729 amino acids)
Biological process (GO): heme biosynthetic process; transmembrane transport
Molecular function (GO): transmembrane transporter activity; protoporphyrin ferrochelatase activity
Source: RefSeq, a predicted model, not a curated record